AUGGUCCCGGAACUGGAAGAGGUGGGUAUCGGAGUCGAAGACUGGGAUGCUGAGAAAAGGCGGUUCGGAGUUUCAAAACUAACAAUACACUCUACUUGUCUGUACCAAAACUUCCCGAUACUAUGCCCGGAACUCACAGCCUGCCUCUAUCACGAUAACUAUGUUCCAAAGAUCCAAGCCCAUCAGCAGUCUCUACGUUUCUCCCACCACGAAAGCCUGAAAGCUGUCACCGUCGACGUUCAGUCUCCCUGGGCAAUCCGCCACUUUUCCCCAGGCUAUGAGAGGGAACUUUCCUCAAAGAACUGUGUCACUUUAUCACAAAGCGAGGAUCCAAGUGGAAGACAUAUACAGCAGAAAUUCUUGUGGAGUGGCACCUUUUCCUCCCGAUAUCUUAUUGCAUAUCCAUAUCAUGAUAUCCUUGGUAGCCAUAUCAGCAGCCAAACUACGCUCCGGAAAAUCCAGGCUGAUAUUGUCAAAAACUCAAUCAGUAACGCCUCGUUCCCCAAGUCGCGUCGGCGGGUCGAGUUCAAUUAUCUUGUGGGCGCCUCGCUUGUGGAUGUCCAUCGUGUUAGCAAAAGCGUUCGAAUAAAGCUCGCCAACACUUCGGCAUAUAUCAAUCCUUCGAACAUCAAAUGGCUCCGUAUCUCCUAG
Colletotrichum lupini is the source of this 651-nucleotide messenger RNA. RefSeq lists its product as uncharacterized. NCBI's taxonomy places the organism in Eukaryota, Fungi, Ascomycota, Sordariomycetes, Glomerellales, Glomerellaceae. The transcript is spliced from 6 exons. The record is from RefSeq and is a predicted model, not a curated record. The coding region runs from base 1 to 651 and encodes 216 amino acids.